Molecule: messenger RNA, 1528 nt
Organism: Chaetomium strumarium
Lineage: Eukaryota; Fungi; Ascomycota; Sordariomycetes; Sordariales; Chaetomiaceae
Exons: 2
Coding region: 83-1360 (425 amino acids)
Source: RefSeq, a predicted model, not a curated record
GCCAGCUUGAGUUUGCGGAGGCCCAUACUAUUUCCUCGGUACUUAGCUACUCGCACCGAGUCAUAGACUCCCAACGACGGUCAUGUCCUAUCGCAGCAUGGCUUACAACUACGACGUGUACUAUGCGUCUCCUAUGCCGACCAACCAGCAGCUGGGGACACGCUCUGCCUCGGUAUCAUCGAACUCUUCCUCAGCCUCGUACUCGUUACCGUACAGCAACGGCAAUGCCCAUCAUCAUGGCAGCAUCUCGCGAACAAUGUCACCCGCGUCCGGCAUCUCCGACCCGGGAGCAGGCCUCGCGAUGUACUCAAGGGGGCAUUACUCGGGGCCGUCGCACCAGCAUUCACCGGCGUCUCAUCCGGUUCAGCCUACAUCACUGACGAGGGGCCAGUCCCAGUUUCUUCAAGCGCAGGCCGCCCUUGCGUACCCUCUUUGUUCGCCAGCCCCAACUCCAAGACCGGUUUCACGAGCGUCUCCGUACGGCGGCUACCCUGCCGCCACUCUGCCACAACACACAUCUCCCUUGUCCUACCACGCCUAUGCUCCCUUAUAUCCGUCCUUCGCUGUUACGACGGCCUACCAACCUUCGCCAGACCUGGUACCAUACCACACGCCGCCGCUAAGUCACAGUCCGCCCGUGACGCACCACCCAGAAGUCCCAGAGAAGUCUCACUUGCAGCUUCCGGAAAAGGUCAUUAACAAGAUCCGGACGUAUCUCACGUGGGACGACUGCCGCAGGGCAUACCAGGUCUCUCGAUGGUUCAGGGACAACUUCCACCCGAACAUGCUCCCGGAGGACGAGAAGACGGCCGGCUUGCUGAACGAAGAGAAGAACCGCAAGCUCGAGAACUGGUCCGCUUGUUACCACUGCUUCACCUUCAAGGGACUUGAACAUUUCGAGCUGUCACCUUUGCGCGGCAUGACCAAGAAAGACUGCGACGAUGCUGAGCAGUCAAGGACAAGCCUUUCGCCGCCUCACACCCCCGCGCCGCCGACUUCAAACCCACACUACGACCCAAGCCUAACGGGGACGAGCCUCAAGCUCGCGGCUGCAAGAAAGGCUCGCCUCCGCGAUAGCAGCACGUCGAGCGCCGUCACCGGCAGCGGCAGCGGUGGCGAUGGCUCAUACAUGGACCAGCGGAUGAAGGAGACCUGGCGCGUCCGGCGCUUCUGCAUCGAUUGCGGCCUCCGGAAUCGGUGGUACCGUCCCGGCGAUGUGAUCGAGCUUCGCAAGCCCCUCGAGCGCGGACAGGGCUACUGGGUCUGCCGCUGCUGGAAGUUUCACCUGCGCCCUGACGCAGUCAGAUGCGAAGAUUGCAGUGCGCAUAUCCCCCUCUCGACGCGCGCGCGGAGAAGGUGAAAGCGCCUCGGUGGCACCAAUGAAUACGAGUGCAUCAAGAGGCUGGCAAAACACGGGAGAGAGGCUCGGGAUUUAGGGUUUCUUUUUCUCCUUUUUUCCCUCUUUCUUUCCAUUUGAGAGUCCAGCUUCCAUCAACCGAUCAUGUUCGGUAAUCUCUCCUUAAUAAGU